GGUUGAACUUGUGGUGGUCGGAGAGUUUUUGAGAGCGAGUUCGGCAGCCAAUAGGUGCUGCGACAGCCUGCCUUUUGCCCCACCACGAACCUGCCACUUGCAAUCCGAUAAGCCUCUCGAUUUUUUUAUCGGCCAACGUCCGGAGAUCGCGUGGCUGAAUCGAAACCCCCCCCCCCCAAUUCCCAGAGGUCUUUGGUAUUCCCAGCGAAUAGGGUCUCCCGAGCUCAAUUGUAGUCCAUCUCUAAAGCUCCCAGUCCCUUCCGAGGGCACCCGCCGCCAUCAUGCCCCAGAACGAGUACAUCGAGCGACACCGCAAGCUCCACGGCAAGCGUCUGGACCACGACGAGCGGGCGCGCAAGAAGGCGGCGCGCGAGGGCCACAAGCAGAGCGAGAAUGCGCAGAACCUGCGGGGCCUGCGGGCCAAGCUGUACGCCAAGCAGCGGCACGCGCAAAAGAUCCAGAUGCGCAAGGCCAUCAAGCAGCACGAGGAGCGCAACGUCAAGGGCGCCCCCGCCGAGAAGGAGCCCGCCGAGGCCAUCCCCGCCUACCUGCUCGACCGCGCCAACCCGACCACGGCCAAGGCGCUGAGCUCCCAGAUCAAGAACAAGCGCGCCGAGAAGGCCGCCCGCUUCUCCGUGCCCAUCCCCAAGGUCCGGGGUAUCAGCGAGGAGGAGCUGUUCAAGGUUGUCAAGACGGGCCAGAAGGUUCAAAAAAAGGGGUGGAAGCGUGUUGUCACAAAGCCUACGUUCGUCGGGCCCGACUUCACCAGACGGCCGGUCAAAUACGAACGCUUCAUUCGGCCCAUGGGUCUGCGUUACAAAAAGGCCAACGUUACACACCCGACCCUCAACGUCACAGUUCAGCUCCCCAUCCUUGGUGUCAAGAAGAACCCGAGCAACCCACUUUAUACGCAACUCGGAGUAUUGACCAAGGGAACCAUCAUCGAGGUCAACGUUUCCGAUCUGGGUAUCGUCACAGCUUCCGGGAAGGUGGCGUGGGGUCGUUACGCACAGAUCACGAACAACCCCGAGAACGAUGGCUGCUUGAACGCGGUUCUUUUGGUGUAAGGAUUGUGUUUGAUGCUGAGUAUCUCUGGGUGGGCCUACAAAACUACAAACGUUGGCAUGGGAACGGCGUCUGGUGUUGGAGAUGGUUGAGGUGAUCUUAUAUAAAUGUAUUGCUUUUGGGACCUCUUCUGCAUUCUGCGGGCGGGUUUGACUCGGUUGCCCUGCCGUGAUGUGCUUUCGUUCAUCUCGUCUGUGGAAUCACGCUAGAGUGGCAGGAACAAGAGACCAACUGGUGGUGUUCGCAGUCAGCUACAAAUGGCUAAUGUUGACUAGCCACCAACGCUUCGUCAAACGAUCGAGAAGGAUCUAACUAUCGUCAAUCGUAUUACUCUCGCACCUAGAUGAAAGAACGCCUGGUUCGGCAA
Messenger RNA from Chaetomium fimeti, 1432 nucleotides. RefSeq names its product ribosomal protein S8e/ribosomal biogenesis NSA2. Gene Ontology annotation, biological process: maturation of 5.8S rRNA; maturation of LSU-rRNA. The coding region runs from base 282 to 1067 and encodes 261 amino acids. Lineage: Eukaryota; Fungi; Ascomycota; Sordariomycetes; Sordariales; Chaetomiaceae. The transcript has 10 exons. Gene Ontology annotation, cellular component: preribosome, large subunit precursor; nucleolus. The record is from RefSeq and is a predicted model, not a curated record.